AUGUGCAAGGACGGCCUCCACGAUUUCCUGGUUGAUCUGCCCAAGUGCGAGCACCACAUUCACAUCGAGGGCUCCCUGGGGCCCGAGCUGCUGUUCCAACUCGCCGCACAGAACAACAUCACCCUGCCCGUCGACAAGGAUCCGGCCUUCGCUUGCGUCGAUUCGCUAUACGAGCGGUACCGCAACUUCACAUCACUGGACGACUUUUUGCACUACUACUUUAUCGGCUUCUCCGUGCUCCUGACGGUGACCGACUUUGAGGAGCUGGGAUACGCCUACUUCACCAAGGCACACUCGCAAAACGUGCGUCACGCCGAGGUCUUUUUCGACCCGCAGGCGCACACGAGCCGGGGUGUCGCCUACGAGACCGUCAUCGAGGGCUUGCGGCGCGCUCGCCGUCGCGCCGAGGCCGACUUUGGCAUGACGGUCGAGUACAUUGUGUGCUUUCUGCGCCACUGCCCCGUCGAGGACGGCAUGCGCAUGUUCGUCGAGGCCCAGGAGGCGGGCCACUUCCAGGACGGCACGAUCGCGGGCGUGGGCAUGUCGAGCAGCGAGGCGCCAUACCCGCCCCAAAUGUUUGCAUCCAUCUACGACGCGGCCCGGAAGGCGGGGAUCCGGCGCACGGCGCACGUGGGGGAGGAAGGGCCGGCGGGGUUCGUUGUUUCGGCGCUGGACGACCUGGACGUGGAGCGCAUCGAUCACGGGCGGCGCUCGGCGGAGGAUGGGGCCCUGCUGGCGAGGCUGGCGGAGAAGAAGACGCUGCUGAGCCUGUGCCCCGUGUCCAACGUCGUGCUGCGAGGCGUCAAGGACAUGCGGGAGAUGCCCAUCCGCACGUUCCUGAACCACGGCGUGCGAUUCAGCAUCAACAGCGAUGACCCGGCGUACUUUGGCGGAUACAUCCUCGAGAACUACUGCGCGGUGCAAGAGGCGUUUGGGCUAAGUGUCGACGAGUGGAGAGGCAUCGCGACGGGGGCUGUGGAGGGGAGCUGGUGUUCCGACGGGAGGAAGGAGGAGUUGAUCAGGGAGAUUGAGAGCGUCGUGACCAAGCACCAGGGUGUGAAGGCCUAG
Colletotrichum spaethianum is the source of this 1068-nucleotide messenger RNA. RefSeq names its product adenine deaminase. NCBI's taxonomy places the organism in Eukaryota, Fungi, Ascomycota, Sordariomycetes, Glomerellales, Glomerellaceae. Gene Ontology annotation, cellular component: nucleus; cytosol. The record is from RefSeq and is a predicted model, not a curated record. Bases 1 to 1068 code for a protein of 355 amino acids. The transcript has a single exon. Gene Ontology annotation, molecular function: adenine deaminase activity. Gene Ontology annotation, biological process: hypoxanthine salvage; adenine catabolic process; purine ribonucleoside monophosphate biosynthetic process.